Molecule: messenger RNA, 1512 nt
Organism: Arabidopsis thaliana (thale cress)
Lineage: Eukaryota; Viridiplantae; Streptophyta; Magnoliopsida; Brassicales; Brassicaceae
Gene: HSFA9
Product: heat shock transcription factor A9
Exons: 3
Coding region: 36-1031 (331 amino acids)
Biological process (GO): regulation of DNA-templated transcription
Cellular component (GO): nucleus
Molecular function (GO): DNA-binding transcription factor activity; sequence-specific DNA binding
Source: RefSeq, marked reviewed
UAAUACAAGAAAUAGAAACGGUGUAGGAAGCUACUAUGACGGCAAUUCCAAACGUCGUCGAUAUUGAAUCUUCUUCCUCUUCGCUUUGUCAAGAGACGGCAACGGAGACCGUCACCGUUGAAAGAGGCUCGUCUGAUUCAUCUUCAAAGCCAGACGACGUCGUUUUACUAAUCAAGGAAGAGGAGGAUGACGCCGUUAACUUGUCACUUGGUUUUUGGAAAUUGCACGAGAUAGGUUUAAUAACACCGUUCUUGAGAAAGACGUUUGAGAUCGUCGAUGACAAAGUAACAGACCCGGUUGUAUCAUGGAGCCCGACCCGUAAAAGCUUUAUCAUUUGGGAUUCUUACGAGUUCUCAGAGAAUCUACUUCCCAAAUACUUCAAGCACAAGAACUUCUCCAGUUUUAUUCGUCAGCUUAACUCUUACGGUUUUAAAAAGGUCGAUUCAGAUAGGUGGGAAUUUGCUAACGAAGGGUUUCAAGGAGGGAAGAAACAUUUGCUUAAGAACAUCAAGAGGAGAAGCAAAAACACUAAAUGUUGUAACAAGGAAGCGAGUACCACCACGACAGAGACUGAGGUUGAGUCAUUGAAGGAGGAACAGAGUCCAAUGAGAUUGGAGAUGUUGAAGCUGAAACAACAACAAGAAGAAUCUCAACAUCAGAUGGUCACUGUGCAGGAGAAGAUCCACGGAGUUGAUACCGAACAACAGCAUAUGCUUAGUUUCUUUGCAAAGUUGGCUAAAGAUCAAAGAUUUGUAGAGAGACUGGUGAAGAAGAGAAAGAUGAAAAUACAGAGAGAGCUAGAAGCAGCUGAAUUCGUGAAGAAGCUCAAGUUGCUUCAGGAUCAAGAAACUCAAAAGAACUUGUUAGAUGUAGAAAGAGAAUUUAUGGCCAUGGCUGCAACAGAACACAAUCCCGAGCCUGACAUUUUGGUGAACAAUCAAAGCGGGAAUACGAGAUGUCAGCUUAACUCAGAGGACCUACUUGUUGACGGUGGCUCAAUGGAUGUAAAUGGGAGGAUAGAGAUAGAGUAGAGCAAAACCGGUAACAUAGCAAUAGAGAAGGUACCAAAUCCCAAGGCUUGAGAUCCGAAUCCGUAGCGCUUUGUUGUAUGGUUUCAUGUGUAUAUAAGCGAAAGGGACUUGUAAAAAGCGACUCAAGGACUUGUAAAAAAGUGUAGCUCUAGUGAAAAGGGACUUGUAAAAAAGUGUAGCUCUGGUUAACUGUUGCCAUCGCCUUCCAUUACUAAUAAUUUUUUAACUAGCGAGUAGUGACUUGUAGCAUAAAAUAGAAGAAAUUCAUUCAAAGUUUUGAGGGUGAAAAAAUAAAAGAACCUGUCAGACCGCCGUGCGACCACCCCGGCAAGCCGCACGGUCAUGGUUCAUCAACCAGGGUUAAGGGCCUGUCUCUUGAGAAAUCAAGGAAACAGAGGUACGAGCCUAUAGAACAGAUCCUGUUCAAGUAAGGUCGUGACCAAUGGUGCUUUGUAGCCAUAUAUAAAGCAGUUAUUUCUUC